GCACGCUGCCUCGGCGACAUCUCUCUCAGCAGCUGCAGGCCCUCCGCUUUGCCAGCGUAUCGGUGGUCGAGUUGCUUUCGGCCUGGCGCUCCUUUGUGGCGCCGCGGCCUGGAAAACACCAGCUUGGCUUCGGCGGACCCGUUGCACGUGGAGCUCUUUGGCCUCACGUCGGGCCACGGGGGGAUCUGGAGGAUGAGGACGAAGACUGCGAGGACUACCUGCUGCACCUAGCCCGCGACGACACCGUUGUGCGCUGCUUCGACACUGUUCUGGAGGUCUCACCGGAGUGCGAUCCUUUGCUCCUCCACGGUUCUAUUGGAGGAGUGGGCUGGAAAGAGAGUGGCAAGCUUUGCCCACCCCCUGCAGAUGCUGUGCAGCGCGCAAGGCUGGAGAGGGCGCGCCUGAUGCUGCUGGAGGAGGAG
Molecule: messenger RNA, 422 nt
Organism: Symbiodinium necroappetens
Lineage: Eukaryota; Dinophyceae; Suessiales; Symbiodiniaceae
Source: the annotation of a GenBank genome assembly